Suricata suricatta (meerkat) is the source of this 698-nucleotide messenger RNA. RefSeq names its product cathepsin L1-like. The transcript has 3 exons. The record is from RefSeq and is a predicted model, not a curated record. Gene Ontology annotation, biological process: immune response. The coding region runs from base 161 to 580 and encodes 139 amino acids. Lineage: Eukaryota; Metazoa; Chordata; Mammalia; Carnivora; Herpestidae. Gene Ontology annotation, cellular component: lysosome. Gene Ontology annotation, molecular function: cysteine-type endopeptidase activity.
AAUGCUAAACUGACUGAGCCACCCAGGCACCCCCCACAGCAGUUAGCUUUUCAGUUUCAAAACAACAAAUACCAUUUCAUCUCUUGGGAUGCUUCACAGCAAACUUGACUUGGAAAUCUUUCACCUGUAAGCUGUCUUAAGUCAUGUUCCCAGGAGGUGGAUGGUAGUAAUCAAGUUUCUUUUCCUUUAUGGUUCAAAGGAUGGACCCUGCAAAUACAGGCCUGAGCAUUCUAUUGCCAAUAUCACUGCCUUUAAGACCAUCCCUAGGCGGGAGGAGGCCCUCCUUGCUGAACUGAACAAGAUGGGAUCCAUCUCUGCUGCUAUAGAUGCCAGCCUGGAUUCCUUCCGCUUCUAUGCAGGAGGCAUUUAUUAUGAUCCAAAGUGCAGCAGUGAAGACCUGAAUCACGGUGUUCUGAUAAUUGACCAUGGCAUUGAGGGAAAAGAAUCAGAGAACCAAAAAUAUUGGGUUGUCAAGAACAGCUGGGGCAGUGACUGGGGCACGGAUGGCUACAUAAAAAUGGCCAGAGACCGGAACAACAACUGUGGAAUUGCCUCCAUGGCCAGCUUUCCUAUCGUGUGAGAUGGUGGUGAGGAAGAAGGCCUUGACUGGCAACAGAAUCUCCAGAAGCUGAAUUCUACUGUAAAGUUGAUCACAUCUUAUUGUGUUGGGUAUGACACUUGAAUCACUGAAGAUCCAA